AUGGUCAUUACCUUACCACUAAUCUACUACCUGACCCAACUAACUACUUCCCUCAGCUGGUACCCAUCGCUGACAAUUAUUGCCGUCGGGCAGCUUGAAGGUGAGGCUCAGAACAAAAUUGCCAGACAGAGAGGGAAAAGGGGGACUAUGUCUUCCUCAGCCGACGCCGAGGGUUCGGAGGAUGUCAAUGACUUCCUGCUUCGUAUCCGGGAGCUCGGAGAGAAGCGCGACAAGGAAGACGAAGAACGUACCAGGAAACUAGAGGAGGAGAUUUUGCAAGGCCGGAAGGAAAGGCAGGCUCGAAGAGCUGGUAUAUCUGGAUUCCCUUGUUAUUCCCCCCCCAAACCAUACGUGAGCCAUGACUCACAGAAGACUGGGCCUUUCCAAGAUAUCCAGAGUCAGAAGCUGAUUUUGUCCUCUUUGCGAAACCAAUGUAGAGCGGGCACGGUCGAUAUCGCCGACGAAAGACUCUCCAUCUAUACUAGAUAA
Messenger RNA from Aspergillus bombycis, 489 nucleotides. RefSeq names its product gelsolin repeat protein. Lineage: Eukaryota; Fungi; Ascomycota; Eurotiomycetes; Eurotiales; Aspergillaceae. The record is from RefSeq and is a predicted model, not a curated record. The coding region runs from base 1 to 489 and encodes 162 amino acids. The transcript has 3 exons.